GAGGUGAGAGAUAUUUUUUAAAAAAACGUGUAAAAACAAGUGGAUAUUUCGCCAUAAUUCGAGGGUGGAGAGUGAUAUUUCCACUUUUUUGUUUUUUCUUCGGUAGUCAGAUAUUUUAUUCUCUCUAAAGUCUGCAGCUUGCGAUUGCCUGGGCAGAUAGGAUAUCCGAGAGACCUCCUGCUCUUCAAUGUUGCUCCGGUGUAUAACGGUUGAAUGUCCCGCAACGGUCAGUUAUAUGAAUAUCUGUUCCCUCUACAAAAGCAGAAGUCCUAAUGUACGUACACUCGACCUCUCAUGUUUCAAAUCUCGAAGUAUAUGCGAUGAUUUUGAUGCUUUAAGACGGCUUUCUUCUAAGAAGAAGCGGAGUUCCAAGAUUGUUAUAAGAGUAUCUCCCAGAGAAGCCGCUUAUGUGGAUGGAGGGCAUCUGAUGAGCUUGGAGUUGAAUGGUUUAUGCAGAGAAGGGCGAGUAGAAGAAGCACUGAAACUCAUGGACGAUAUGGAAAGACAAGGAAUUUACAUUGUUCCAGACAGAUUUCUUGCAUUGCUCCAGGCAUGUAUUGAUUUGAAGUUGUUAGAUGCUGGAAGAAGGGUUCAUGAUUACGUAUCCAGAUCCCAAUCCAGACCUGGUAUUUCCGUCUUCAACAAAGUGAUCGAGAUGUACUGCAAGUUGGGCAGUACAGCAGAUGCUCGCCGAGCAUUCGAUAAAAUGCCGCAAUGGAACUUGAUCUCGUGGAAUAUGAUGAUAAUGGGUUUAGUGGAAAAUGGGAAAGCAGAAGAAGCUCUUGAAAGCUUUAACGAGAUGAGAACAAAUGGUACUACUCCAGACGGGUUUACUUUCUCAGGAAUUUUAAUGGCUUGUGGGAGCUUAGUGGCCGUGGAAAAAGGACUGGCGCACUUCGAAUCAAUGAGCAAAGACUAUGGGAUUGCUCCUUCCAUGGAGCAUUAUGUUUGCGUGAUUGAUCUACUUGGAAAAUCAGGGAAGACGUCUGAAGCCAGGAAGUUUAUAGGUAAGAUGCCAAUCGAACCCAGCUCGAUUGCGUGGGAGACGCUACGAAAAUAUUCCCCCACUGAAAUGAAGGAGCAGUCUGGUUUGAAGAAACAGAGGAUUUUGCCUGAAAAGAGAUCAAAGAUUAACAAGAAUCAAGCAAUUACGAACCCAAACAAGAAAGAAGUCUAUGAUAAGCUAAGGUCUUUGAAUGAGGAAAUGAAGGAAGCAGGUUAUGUGCCGGACACGAGGUAUGUGCUUCAUGAUAUCAAUGAAGAAGCUAAGGAGAAAGCCCUGCUCUACCAUAGCGAGAAGUUGGCUAUUGCCUUCGGGCUUAUUAGUACACCACCAGGAACCACGUUGAGAAUCAUCAAGAACCUAAGGAUAUGUGGAGACUGCCAUAAUGCCGUUAAGCUCAUAUCGAAAAUAGAGGGGCGAGAGAUCAUCGUCAGGGACAACAAAAGGUUUCACCAUUUCAGGGAUGGCAAGUGCUCCUGUGGUGAUUACUGGUAAAACCGUAAACUAAGAUGUUCUUCCUUUUGUUGGCUGUAAAGUACUAGUAAAUACCAAGCUGUGUAUGUUGAAUUGUAGAUCAGAAAUUGAAAAUAAACCCAUUAUAACUGGUACAAUCAUGGUUAAGUGCAUGGUUUUUGCCAAUAGGGGUUGCAGCUACUUGAGGCAGACUGCAGUAAUCAAUUUUUUUCUUUUGC
This is a messenger RNA of Macadamia integrifolia, 1695 nucleotides long. RefSeq names its product pentatricopeptide repeat-containing protein At2g15690, mitochondrial-like. NCBI's taxonomy places the organism in Eukaryota, Viridiplantae, Streptophyta, Magnoliopsida, Proteales, Proteaceae. The transcript has a single exon. The coding region runs from base 188 to 1498 and encodes 436 amino acids. Gene Ontology annotation, molecular function: zinc ion binding; protein binding; RNA binding. The record is from RefSeq and is a predicted model, not a curated record. Gene Ontology annotation, biological process: RNA modification.